This is a messenger RNA of Nomia melanderi (Alkali bee), 1992 nucleotides long. The record is from RefSeq and is a predicted model, not a curated record. Lineage: Eukaryota; Metazoa; Arthropoda; Insecta; Hymenoptera; Halictidae.
AUGGGAAUAUACAUGAACUCGUACGCGGAAGAACGAUCCACGCGCAGGAAAGCAGAUAAGAUAAUAGCGUCGAACGUGACACAGCAGAUCCAUCAUGUAUCACGGGAGAAACGAGGAGAGUCUUACGGUAGAUUCAAAGGAUUUCGUGGCUGUACCAUUUGGUUAACGGGACUGUCCGGCGCUGGAAAGACGUCGAUCUCCUUUCAGCUCGAGAAUUAUCUCAUCUCGCAGGGGAUACCAGCGUACAGCCUGGACGGCGACAACGUCCGCCGUGGGCUGAAUCGCAAUCUGGGCUUUACGAAAGAGGACCGCGAGGAGAACGUGCGCAGAGCCGCAGAGGUCGCUAAACUGUUCUCCGACUGCGGUGUGAUCGCGAUCUGCAGCUUCGUGUCGCCUUUCGAGGCUGACAGGAGGCUGGCAAGGAAGAUCCUCGAGGAGUACGAGCUCAGGUUCUUCGAGGUCUACGUGGAAGCUUCGCUGGCCAUCUGCGAGGCGAGGGACGUGAAAGGGCUGUACAAGAAGGCUCGGAAAGGGGUGAUACCGAGCUUCACAGGGGUCGGCCAGCAGUACGAAGUACCCAGUCAGCCGGAUCUGAUAGUGAACACGGAGAUCCACAGCGUGGAGAAAUCGACGAACAUGGUGAUAAAUCUUUUGGAGAGGGAGGAGAUCGUCCCCAAGAUACCCAGAGGCGUGGAGGAGCUUUUCGUUGGCAGCGAGAGGGUCGACAGCGUCAGACAGGAGGCGGAGGGUCUUCUCAGUAUCGACAUCAAUGACAUCGACUUGCAAUGGGUCCAAGUGCUCGCCGAGGGCUGGGCAAACCCUUUAAGGGGUUUCAUGAGGGAAAACGAGUACCUGCAGGUAGAGAAUGAUUAUUCGAAAGGGUUACAAGGAAAUACAAUAUAUAUGUAAUCAACAAAUGGAACGUUACAGUGUCAACACUUCAAGAUACUGGAGAGAAACGGGGGUGUCGCUAAUCAAUCGGUACCCAUCGUGCUUCCGGUGACAACGGCGCAGAAGGAAAGAUGCAGCGGUGCAUCGGCGAUUACCUUGAAACACCGUGGCAGACCUAUCGCGAUUCUAAGAGAUCCCGAAUUCUUUGCUCACCGAAAAGAAGAAAGGUGUUCCAGGGAAUUUGGAACAAACGAUCCUGGCCACCCGCACGUUAGAAUGAUCCAAAACUCGGGCGACUGGCUAGUCGGAGGUGAACUGGAAGUUCUCGAGAGAAUAAGGUGGAACGAUGGCCUGGACGCAUACAGGCUCACCCCGAAUGAGAUACGGAGGAAAUGCAAGGAAAUGGGGGCAGACGUAAUGUUCGCUUUUCAACUGAGGAACCCAGUGCACAAUGGCCAUGCGUUAUUAAUGCAGGACACGAGGAAGUACCUUGUGGAGGAACGAGGUUUCAAAAAGCCGGUGCUUCUGUUGCAUCCUCUGGGAGGAUGGACGAAGGAGGAUGACGUGCCGUUGCCAAUACGGAUAAAGCAACACGAGUCCGUCCUGGAAGAAGGCGUGUUACACCCGGACACCAUUCUCGCCGUCUUUCCCAGUCCUAUGUUGUACGCGGGACCCACAGAGGUGCAAUGGCACGCCAAAGCGAGAAUGAUGGCCGGGGCAGAUUUCUACAUCGUUGGUCGUGAUCCGGCUGGUCUACCGCAUCCCGACAAGUCGAAAACACCGGACGGCAACCUGUACGAUGCGACACACGGGUCCAGAGUGUUGUCGAUGGCGCCUGGUCUCCAGAACCUGGAGAUAAUCCCGUUCAGAGUGGCUGCUUACGACAACAGGGCGAAGAAAAUGGCGUUCUUCGAGCAGGAACGGUCUCAGGACUUCAGUUUCAUAUCGGGAACUAAAAUGCGAGAAUUAGCGAGAUCCGGGGAAAAUCCACCGGAAGGAUUCAUGGCGCCCGGCGCCUGGCGAGUAAUGGCGGACUAUUACGAGAAGAAACAGAGCAACGCAAACACCGAGCAACGCAACACCAAACACACACACACGUAA